AGUGCUGAGUAAUCUCAUUAUUUACACGGAUUCUGUACUUGUGCAGGAAAAGCUCCGCUUCCUGGAACCCGUGUUCUUGCUUAUUUCCCACUCCGCUGAUUCAGCUGGUCAAUAGCACAGAGAAAUCCCAGGAUGGAGUAUAGGAUUCUACAGACAUUCGCGUACACACUACUGUUUCUGCUCUGCUCUUGGGUUGCCUCUUCAGUGGCAGUCCAACAGAACCUCACAGACACUGCUCAUGAUGAGACUGUGCCAAUUGCAAUGACUUUAAAUAUAAUUCACCUUUAUUUUGCAGAGAUAUGUUGGCUUAAUUACACCGAUCAGAUGUCCAAAAUAAACUCAGAUAAUUGGUGUUCAUGGCAUCAUAUCAACAGACAUUACAGUGAUUUAAGAAACUGUUUAGAGGGCCUGGCUGAUAAGUUGCAUCUUGCAUUCCCAAAUGAGAUAGCCGAUAACUACAUCAUGAUGGGACACAGGACUUACUUUGUAAACUGUACCCUGCAGUCUCAAGAGCUUGCAGACCCUCCUGAACAUAUUCUUCUGGCCUUAAUACUUGCACCCAUAAGCAUCAUCCCAUUCCUGGUCACCCUUGUGGUUUGCAAAAGUAAAACUACCAAACCACAAACCUAAAACCAGGUAUGCAAAAUGCUGUUGUUUGCUCCCAGAACUGCCUGUUAAUGUGCCAGCAUUUGGCUUGGACAGACUCAAGCUUAUUUUAUGAUCAUGCUAGUCCUUGCUCUUCAUAUUGAAGUCUGAAGUCUGCUACUUUGUGAAGUCUGAAGUCUGCUACUUUGUGAAAAUAUCCAACGGUCAUAUUACUGAUAAUUUCUCAGCUGUAAACUUAUCACAUUAUUUCACUGGAUUCAACCAAUGUGAUUUGAAAACCAAAGACACCCACUGGAUUUAUUUUCAGUAUACGUGAUCAACGGCUGCACAUUGUAGUCCCCUAGACUGCUGUAUACAGGAAACGAUCUUCCUUUCUUCAGAAGACAUUUAUCAACGUUCAUGAAAUUGCCAUCCAGAGAAAAACUGGCAGUUGUAGUGUUACAGGAUUGGGAGAUUAAUAUUGCAGAACCAAUGACAUGCAAUCUAAUGAGACGUUAAAAGGACAAUCAACACUCCUAAUGGACAGACAAGGGACAUGAUUCCGGAAGCAAACUGUGAUUAAACCAAGGAAUGUGGCAUUUUUGUUUAUUCAGUGCAUAAUUUAUAAAACGAUUGUCUUUGUAAAGACAGAAUCAUCCAUAAAAUGGGGGGGGGGAAUACUGUUGACUUGGCAAACUGGAGAUUUUAUUUUGUGUGUGCAUCAUCUCUUUUUAUAUUUACCUUCAGCCUAAGGGACAUUUACCUUCAUCCUAAGGGACCAACAAUGGAAUGUUCAAGAGAACUUGUUUUUGCAUUGUACAUUAUAUCUCAUACUACUGUCAAUAGAAAACACUCCAGCCUGGAAAACAAUAUAAUUCGUAGCCUUAUUACUUUACAGAGAAUGUCUCUUCUGGAUGGCCUACAACUGAUGCUGGAGUACCUAGAUCAUAGCCUCUGGGCAAUACUUCCUAUUCUGUUCUUUGUGCUUAAGCAACAAUGCAAGUGUGACCUGCCACAAAACCACACAAGCACAGGGAACCUUUGCACUUACUGAUUUCAAAUGGACUUUGGUUUUUUUAGUGGAUACUUAAUGUUUUUAGUGGAUACCCCUUUACCCCUAAAAUGAAUAUUUAAGCAACAGAUAGUUUAUAUCAUAUUAAGUGACAUAUUAAAGAAUCUUACCAAA
This is a messenger RNA of Xenopus laevis (African clawed frog), 1771 nucleotides long. It is a transcript of the gene ramp2.L, whose product is annotated as receptor activity-modifying protein 2. The coding region runs from base 133 to 630 and encodes 165 amino acids. The record is from RefSeq and is a predicted model, not a curated record. The transcript is spliced from 4 exons. Lineage: Eukaryota; Metazoa; Chordata; Amphibia; Anura; Pipidae.